AUGCGUGAUCGCAGUUUCUUAUUAACUUUUUUUAAAUGCUUGCUUUGGACAACUAUUCUACGUGAAAAUCAGGUGACCGGUUUCAUUUACGAUGUCCUCAACCCUGCGCAUGUUGACGUCGAAGGGUGGCAUUCACGUGACACCAGAGUGGCAAUACGAGCCAACCGACCUCCUGCUUGUGAGAGAUCGAAGAUAUAUGCAACUUGUGAGGAACCUCCAGAUACAGUGCCACUUGAUGUGAAAAAGUCAUGUGACUACCGCAAUAUUCAGUACCACGAACAAGUGUUCCGUUGGGUGGCUGGACGAGGGUGUUUGCUCUUCACGCCUGAUUUCCUCUACGUGGCUGGAACCAACACUAUCAAUUUGAACGCUGGUUGCUUGUAUGGACACUGGAUCGCACCGUGCUUGGAGAUCCCGAAGGCAGAUGGCACUUGUGGCUGCUACCCCUUUGAUCCUGGUCUGGAAGAGGUCGCAACAGCGGUACGUGAAGCGCUAAUACCAGCCGCACAUGGACGAUGGGAGAGAUGCUUUUACGCGGCCAGUGACUGCUGUAGUCAUUAUAUGCGUGAGGAACACAACGUUACAGAUAAACGAUGUGAGGUCACAUUCGACGGCUGGACGUGUUGGCACGCUGUUGAUGCUGGAGUUUUAGCUACACAAGUCUGUUCAGAAUUUGCACAUUCCAAUGUUCCUCCAACAUGCCACCACUUUAGCAGCAAACAGUGCCAUAAGAAUGCAACAUGGGAGCUCCACACAGACUAUACCACCUGCAGUAUAACUCCAAGACUACUCCGUAGAUUCAGAUUUCAUAUCGCAAUGCUGUCUUUCUCCAUCGCAUCAUGUGUACCUGCAGUCUUCAUAUUUUUCUUCUACAAAAGAUUACGCAUUACGAGAGUGAUUUUACACAGGAAUUUACUUAUAGCCAUUAUUCUAAGGAAUAUUUUCGUAAUAGUCAGCAGAAGUGAGGUGUAUAUUGAUGAGAUAACAAACGCGGGUGAUACAGCGAUGUCCAUUCAUAGCAUCGCCUGCCGUGUGCUCGCCUUCGCUGAAAGGAGAAAGCUAAAGAUAAGACUGCUGUAUGCAAUCGGAUUCGCGAUAGCCCUGGUUCCUGCUGUAGCUUGGGCCAUUGUCAUGUCACUACAUAACGACCACUCCUGCUGGGUGGUUUUCACCGUUCCUCACAUCCAAUGGAUAUUGGACACACCCAGAAUUGUUAUUCUUAUUGUUAACACGAUUUUGUUUAUCGAUGUUCUGAGAGUUUUGCUGACAAAGAUUAGGAACUCGGAAAACGUUAAUCAACUGAGCACAGCAAAAGCGACACUAUUCCUGAUGCCUCUCUUCGGAACACAGUUUUUGCUGACUGCAAUCCGACCAAACACAACAAAUUGCAAAGGAGAGCAAAUUUACUACUAUGUAGCAUACACCGUUGAAGGACUGCAGGGUUUCAUAGUAGCAAUGUUGUUUUGCUAUAUCAACAAAGAGGUUCAUCUAUUAGUCAAAGCAACAUAUAAAAAAACGGAAGACGCAGUAAUAUCCCGUAUUCGAGAUUCCAACUAUCCACGGGGCAGUAGUAUCGGACCCAGUAAUGAUGGAAGAAUGACAUAUAGUACAGGAUUGCCGCCUAAUCAGGUCGAGGACUCGAAGGACCAAUACGCUACGAUACGACCAAAAUUACAUGUGGCUGAAAUAAUAUCUAUACAAGCAAGCGAGCGAUUAGCAGAAAUCUUAGAACCAGUGUAUGAAACUAUACAAAAUGGUGUAACCAAUGAGAGUUAUGAUUCUUUAGACAGGUCAGACAACGAUUCCGGUUUUAUACCUAACCGAGACUCCAAAGUCGAGGAUUACUAUGGAUUUACAAACGCUUCCAGCAUUUCAAUAGAUUGCCAAGAUUGGAUACGAUGUGUGUCAUCGCCGUCCAGUAGCGUUUACAAUAAUUCAUUAAAUGAUUACGAAACAAGAUAUUUAGAGAAGAAAUUCCCUCAUCACCCGCGGCUACAUCGAGACAUAAAAAUUGAUCCAAAAUGUUCCAAAUGUAUUGAAUAUAGAAAUGCGCAAGCGCCUAUUGAUGAUAUUAGGAAAGAUAACGGCCCUGAGAAUCGGGCCGGGGCAAGUGAAGUGAGAGAUGACGAGUACGAAGACUGCGAAAAUAUGCUAGAUGAAAUAAUGCAGUACAUGGAAACUACAGAAGUUAGAGCGCCUUUAGAACCAAACAUUGUUUCCAACCGAAAAGAUGAUGGUAAAAUUGUAUUUAUAAAGGACUGA
Molecule: messenger RNA, 2262 nt
Organism: Arctia plantaginis
Lineage: Eukaryota; Metazoa; Arthropoda; Insecta; Lepidoptera; Erebidae
Source: the annotation of a GenBank genome assembly